Molecule: messenger RNA, 6950 nt
Organism: Cryptotermes secundus
Lineage: Eukaryota; Metazoa; Arthropoda; Insecta; Blattodea; Kalotermitidae
Gene: cpa
Product: F-actin-capping protein subunit alpha
Exons: 3
Coding region: 82-966 (294 amino acids)
Biological process (GO): barbed-end actin filament capping; actin cytoskeleton organization
Cellular component (GO): F-actin capping protein complex; actin cortical patch
Molecular function (GO): actin filament binding
Source: RefSeq, a predicted model, not a curated record
UUCCCUGUGAGAAUUUCUGUUUUGAAGCGAUGUUACUUACUCGGAAUGACUAAUCGAUAGUACGCGAUAGUAAGUGCUGCAAUGAAAGGUGAUAAGAUGGCGGCUGACAAUGAUGAACCAAUAACAGACCAAGAAAAGGUUCGAAUUGUGACGAAUUUCAUCUUACAUUCUCCUCCUGGUGAAUUUAAUGAAGUUUUCAACGAUGUUAGAGUACUGUUGAAUAACGAUAGUUUGUUGAAAGAAGGUGCUUCAUCUGCAUUUUCGCAGUACAACAAGGAUCAGUUGACUCCGGUCAAAAUUCAAGGUUCCGAAUAUAAAGCAUUGAUUACUGAGCACAAUGACCUUGGAGGUGGUCGUUUUUUUGAUGACAGGUCUCGACAGAGUUUCAAAUAUGACCAUCUAAAAAAGGAAGCUUCAGAUUAUCAGUCAUGGACACCAGACUCGACAACUGAACAGUGGCGUUCAGCUAUUGAAUCAGAACUGACAACAUACACGAUGAGCCACUACAAGAAUGGUGUCUGCAGUGUAUUUGGGAAAAUCCAUCAGGGUGGAAGCACUGUAACGGCCUGUAUUGAAGAUCAUCAGUUCCAACCCAACAACUACUGGAAUGGUAGAUGGCGUUCCCAGUGGUGCAUCACUCUGCCCCAAGGAUCAGCAUCCAUAGAGCUGCGUGGUAUUCUCAAAGUACAGGUACACUACUAUGAAGACGGAAAUGUCCAGCUUGUAAGCUCCAAGGAUGUGAAGGAGAAUUUAACAUCCACAUCUCCUGCAGAACUUGCCAAGGAAUUUGUUCGGCAGGUGGAAACUGCAGAAUCAGAAUACCAGUGUGCAAUUUCUGAAAACUACCAGACCAUGUCUGACACCACAUUCAAAGCUCUGCGCCGUCAGUUGCCAGUCACACGCGCAAAGAUUGACUGGAAUAAAAUAGUGUCAUACAGUGUUGGUAAGGAGCUUCGCAGCCAGUAGUUGACCCAUGUCACGUACCUAUGGCAGAAUCACAAUCUCGCCAUUCUGUUUAAUGCACAGUUGGUCAGAGCUAUUGUGCCAAGGUUAAUUGAGUGAAGUUCUGUUGUUCAAGUAAUCAUGUAGAUUUGGAAUUAUUUUCUUUUUGUCUUGGUGAAAUUUAUACAAGGCACACUUUUCCCCCCCAGCAGUGUGGUGCAGGCUAUUUAUAUAUGAUAUAAACAAAAUUAUGAAUGUGUCAUAUUGCACAUUUUUGUCAUGGUGAAAUUUAUACAUGGCCCACUUUUUUUGCCAGCAGUGCUGUUGAUUUAGUGAUAACAAUAUGUAUCUGAUUCAGAAGCGUUAUGUAUGAGUCGUACAUUUGGCUAAAGCCACUGUGAUAAGUAGGGUACAUGCAUAAUGGAGCAGCAAAGAAAGUGGUGAAAUCAAGGAAUGUAAACAUGCCUGAAUGUGCAAAAUUAAGUGUGAUCUCUCACUACUGGCCUUUCUCAGAUGGAAAGAACAAAUCAGCUUUUUAUCAUGAUCCAGCACUUUCUUACAGUGUUGGAGCUUUAGAUAUUGGUCUGGCUUAUUGAUAGUUCCUACCCAUGCAAAACAGGGGUUUAAGUGACAAUCAGAGAGAAACAAAAGAUAAAAUAAAGGAAAUUAGUUUAUCUUUGCUUCAUAUGACACUUUCCUCAAUCAGUAGAGCAUUAAUUAUUGAAUACUGUCGAUACUUUCCACCCGUGGCGUCUGCCAUAUACUUUAAUGUGAAUAAGCUGUUCUUGCAUGGAACUUCAUUCGAUGUAGUAUUCAAUACAUUUGGACUCCAAUUUUUUUUCCAUGAUUUUCUCUUUGCUUAACUCCCUUUCAUUCGUCGACUUGCUGCUCCAGUAUACGUGCAUGAACCUUAAGCUGUUAAUUUCAAUGAAACUCUGUUUUUAUUGAUGUGUAAAGUUGGAUAAAUCAGAUUUAUGCUAAAAUCCAAGUUUACUUGAAGAGUGGAUCUCUGGCCAUGUGAGAAACUGUCAUAAUUUGUUCAUAUUCAUAUAAUGUGUUAGUAAGAACUGAAUAUAACAGGCUGCAUUCUCUUAACCCAGAACCAACAGGAAUGAAAUCACUCCUGUAUUAAUUGCCUAGUUUAAUAUUGGUAGUUGUAGAAAUAGGCAUUUAAACCUAAUUGUGCAUGGUUCAUGAUGAUAAUGGUGUUGUUGAUGUAUAUGUCUCUUGUGGUAAGUUUAGUAGGGUGUGAAGUGGGUUAUACGUCAUUAGUAUUACAGUCAGUUAUGUAACCAGUGUGUUUAUUUCCUUAUUCAGUAACUGAAUUACAUCUCAGUAUAUUUUGUAUUUAAUUUAUGAUAGAACCUUUUUGGAAUUUUGCAUUAUUUUUCUCCCUACUACUAGGAAGUAGUAAAGUCCAUGACUACUUAUUCUCUGCCAGCUGUUGAGAGGCUCAGCCAGUAAUUUCUAGCAUGAGGCUGAUAUCUGCUUAAGUCUUGUAAGAAAAUUUUCAGCAUCAAAGGAGGGAAAAAGAAUUCAGUAUAUAGUGAAAUUUUUCAGAUAUUGAAAAUUAUAUUCAUUUGGUAUUGCACAUGGCAGAGUUGUCACUGUGUUCUCUGUUAUGCUUCCAGGCAUUUGUCAUUAGCCAUUAAGAGCAUAUACUUUUAACUAUUCUCAAAAUACUUACUGCAUAAUCUAGAUUGUAAUAAUCUUUUCUAUAUGUCUGAAUUUUGUUCACAGACAGUUGAUUCCAACACACAGAUGUGAUAACUUUAAUGCAAGUUUUAAUUUGGCUUUAGAAAGAUUAAAUAAAAAAUUAAUGUGUAUUGUUUCAAAGAUCCAUUUGUUACGAACUUGCCGUUUGAUUGUAUUGAGUUUAAAGGCUUCAGAAUUAUAAAUAACAGUUAUUCUUGUCGAUUAAAUUGAUGUCACAGGAAGCAUCAGUCAUGUGGCUAUCAGUACAUCCACAUAAUCUCAGUGUACCUUAAUGGCUAGUUGUCAAAGAUUCCUUAAAUUUCUCAGAUUGAGAAUUACAGAGUAUCAUGUUAGUUUUUUAUUUAAACUUUCAAAUGUAGUGUUCUUUAUUUUUUAAUACUUUGCAUCUUGAUUGUGUGAUUUUUUUAAUGUAGAUUGCCAGGUAAAGAAAAGGCAAAGUUAUCCCAGUGUGUAAUUAGUUUAGUAUUAUGGUAUGAAGACAUAUGGGGGAGUGGAGGCAAAACUCCACAUUUCUUGACCUUGACAGUGUACAUUGCCAGUGUGUCAUAAAAUAUAUCUGCAAAGCAGUAAUUGAUUUUGUAUAGAUAUAAUGACCAAGUUGAUUUCUGCUAUUUGGCUUUGCCUCUUGUGCAUAAAAGAGAAAAGUAGACAUUUCAUGGGAUAAAAAAUUUCUCACAAUGGUUGAAUUAUGCUUGCAAUGAGAAUGAUGCAUUCAUGUUUGCUUUAAAGUUAAUUUCACAGAUAAUCGUCCAUUUUUUAAUUGUUCCAUUCUUAAUAUCUCUUAUUAAUUUUGUUGUCCAGUUCUUUCCUGGAGCUACCCUGAGUCAGUUCCCCUUCUUCAGGUGUUAGUGUUGGAUUUGAGGUUCUCACAGAAGUGACUGUAAAAAGUACCAUCUUUUGGGAUCUGACAGCAUGUAGUCUCUUAGAAGUUCAUGAUAUUCCAGCACAGUAUAUUGCCACCAUCUUUAAGGCCUGAAGUUGAAGGCAGUACUUUCCUCUGAAACAUCUGCAACCACAUGGUCUCACAUAAUAAAAGAUAGGGAAAGCAGGUGGCUUAUUGUUCUAACCUGAGGAUGAAGGCAAUAUGUUCCUCCAAAACAUCAGUUGACUUUCAGUGGUCUACAUGGCAUUAUAUCCCAGAAGAUAGUACUAUUCAGCUCACCAUAUGUUCAUCAGCAGUAGAUUUUCUACUUGUGACAGAGCAUCUGAUUGCUUUAUAUCUGUGCUAACACAUUUUAUAAAAUCACAGGAUUUGCAGCUCAUGAAAUAUUAGUGUUCAUUUUACUGUACUCAUUCACAAAGUUGUCUUCAUGUGACAUUAUUCAAAACUAUGUUGUAUGGAGACAGGAUUUGUCUGUGCAAGUUUUGCAAAAAAUAAAAUGUACUUCCUUUCCAUUUUAUGAUUAGCUGCACAUCUAUAAGAACCUCGUCCUCAUCCACCACCACCACAAACUGGGGCUUUCCAAGCCUCUUUGAGUGGGUUUCCUCCUUUUUUGAUCUUUUAUUUGGAUAACCAGUGCAGCCAGACUUCUCCAAAAGAACUGGUUUUCAGAUCAUUUGUACUAGCCUCAUUUAAGCCUGUAUAAACUGUGAUAAGUAUAUCAUCUCUCCUGAGUCAGACCAGACUUUGAGAUGCCAGAAGAUUCUAUCCUAAUACCAGCAGUUUUAAGGAUCUGCAGAUUUUUCAUACUUAUUUUCAGACCUCACUAUUUAAUCAUUUGUAUACAUUAUUUAUUCACCAUGUCUCAUGUGAUGAAUAUGGAAAAUGAAACCAGUUAUAAGGGAAUUGAUGUAAAACAGUAUAUGUACAUAUUUUUGCAUUACAUGUAUUGCUUGUGAAUAGUGCAUUCGUUCUUAUAAUUAUCGUUUUAUAGCACAGUUAAUUGAAAACAACAUGGCGGGAUAUGAAAUUACUAAAGAAUAGAAGUGUAAUAUAAAUAUGAUUGUAAUGUACAUUAAUUUUUAUUGUGUUAGUGCAAUAUCUGGAACUUGCCUGGUGAUAAUAUAUUCGGUGGUGGGUGCCAGUAUGUUAAAGCCAGUAAAUAUGGAGGAAAAUGUAUGGGAAAAGUACUGCCUUAUGUACGUAAUAUGGCAAAUGUUCAGAAACAAGCAUUGCAUUACAUUACAUAAGGAAGAUACUUUUCUCUACAUUUGGAAGUGCACAUGAGUGGACAUUACAUUUCACACCUUUGAUUUCCCCCACAUUCAGGAAUUUCAAAUCAAACUCAACAGCCACAGCAGCAGGGCUGUUUUGCACAGCAUGAGACUGUGUGACAUUUGAUGUUACUGAGAAAACUUUUUGUUUGUUCUUAACAAUGAAUUCGUAGUGUACUGGACAUAGAUACAGGAAACUACAUUUUGUGGUAGGUUCAGCAGUGUGUGUUCAGUACAGGUUUGUAAGUAAGUUAAUAUCACUCGUUUUAGCCAUUUAUAAAUAAAUUUUAGACAAAUUAUUUUAUUUUUUUGGUCUUCACUAAAAUGGAAUUAAAAAUAUGUGAAAUAAUACAAAAUUUUCAUACUCAGGUUCUUGUUUUUCUUUUGGAGGGAGCAAAGCAUCAUGAAAAUUCAAUUACAUACAGGAAAGGUAUGACCAAGAGAGAUGAACUUGAGCCAUUCACAGUUUACCUCUUGAAUGCUCUUGAGUCAGAUUACCAUGAAAGACAAGCCAUUUUCUUUUAAUCUCAAAUUGCUGAUGGAUUUACUGCACACAACAUGUUGUGGAGGAACAUAUUUUGAAUUACAAAAUAUGAAUCUCUUGCUAGGAUGUAGAGAUGAUUCAGUCAAGCUCACACUGACCCUCUUUCCUCUCUCUCUCCCCCCCCCUCCACUCCAAUGGACUGGAACUGAAGAUCCUGUCAAUCUUAUAUUCUCCUCCCCAAUUCAUGCACAGUCAAGAAGGAAAUAAUUGUUUAUGAGGUGUGAGGUUCUCAUACCAGUGAAUGUGAUGCCAUGUAGCCUGAGUUCCAGGAAAACCUUUAACCUGAAUAUGGUGGUAACAGUUUCCUCUGCAGUAAUGGUAACUUAACACCAAACUACACAUCAUCACAUCCUGGCAGGCAAUACUGUUUCAGUAAUCAUUGCUUUUUAGGCUGUUUGGCUAGAAUUCCAGCUUAAUGUAUUGUAUGGAAGUGGAAUCAGCUAUUAGAUUGUAAUUUUAAUGGUUAUUUACAUUCAUUAAGUGUUAUAGUGAAGUUUGCUGUUACAAAAAUUAUAUACAGAAACCUUGGGAAUCUUCUGCAGAAUACAUUUGUGAUUCAGUGUUCAGGUCAUUAUGCUGAACUUACUUGAUUUCAAAAUUUAUUUGCUUUUUGUAUUUUUUUAGAACUAUUAAAUGUGUUACCAGUACAUAUUCUGAAUCUUGUGGCUUUAUUAAUUGUAUGAAUGUGAGUAAGAUAGGAUUGUUAAACAUGGCUUGUGUCAUUAAAUUUGGUUCUGUUGUCAGCUUUGGAUUUUGUGAAGAGUUUUAUUUUGAGGAAGUUAAUUGCUUCAUUCAUUAUGGCAGUAUUCCAGUAUUUGGCAUAACAACAUUGAGGGAAAUUCAGAUCUUGAGGUAAACCGCAUGUUGGAGAAUGAGCAGUGUAAUUUAUCCAUGUCUUAAAAUGUUCAGAAGGCAGUACAGAAGUGAAUUAAUAGCAUAUGUGGUUGCAGCCAAUUUUUAACAUGAAUUGCCUGACUGUUAUGUACAUACAAAAGGUUAAUUUUGUACUGUGAAGGACUUGUGUAUUACUGUAAUCUUAAGAUUCAUUUUCUUGUUGGAUAGAAUCUGCAGGCAGUUGAAUGUAAAUUUUAAGUGUUCAUACUAAGACACUUAAAUUGGUACAUACCACUGUACAAAUAAGCAUCUUUUUUCCUCAAAUUUUGUAGAUAUGGCUACAGUGAUUAUUGUGCAUCACUUCCAAUUUCCUACAGAUAUAUUUCUACAUUAACAGCACCAGAAUCUCAGUCAUGGAAGAAUAUCCCACAUCAUAAAAAGAAAUUUAAUUCCAUUCUUAAAUGAUGAAAUGUGAGGAAGACUGUAAAUUUAUAAUGCAUUUUCAUUUUAUAUUUUAAUUCUGCUGACAUCUAUUUGAAAUUGGUGUGAUAUAUGGACCAGGCACUUACUAGGAUGGCCAGAUUUCUGCUGUGGCAAGUGAAUGCUCUGGUGAGGCUUGCAAUUCUUUGAAAUAGGCCAGAAGGUUAAUUUACUUGUUUGCUUAUAAUGUAAAUAUACUUUCGUAUGGUUAUUUCCGUGGGUCACCAAAAAAUUGCUUUGUAUGAUCUAUUUGAAGAUAUAAAGAUAUAUUUGAAGUUGA